Molecule: messenger RNA, 2208 nt
Organism: Notolabrus celidotus (New Zealand spotty)
Lineage: Eukaryota; Metazoa; Chordata; Actinopteri; Labriformes; Labridae
Gene: rmnd1
Product: required for meiotic nuclear division 1 homolog
Exons: 12
Coding region: 295-1608 (437 amino acids)
Biological process (GO): positive regulation of mitochondrial translation
Source: RefSeq, a predicted model, not a curated record
AAUGAGAGACAAAACUUUAUUAGCAAAGACAAAACAUGUCUUCUCCGAAGCACUGUCAUGCAAUGUAGCAGUGUAAUAUCUGAACUGUUGUUUUAACGUGUUAAGUAUCCUCACUGCCGAGUACUGAGGAGUGAAAUAAUCAGUCCACGCACUUUCUUUCACUUCUUCUCAUUGAACUGGAAAGCGACUAACUGCAACGCAUGAGCCACUCACUGUACUUCACCUGCACGUUUUCCACUGCUUUGGCUCAGACUGAAAGUUACCAGCUCACCUGUGCACCUGGUAAAUGCUGAGAUGCUUCACCGGUCGUUGUGGUCCAGACUGGGAGCUCAGCUGCUUGUAGAGAGGAAACCAGUCUGCUUAUGCGCCACAGCCGGUCUUCAUCAGUCUGUUCAGACACACAAGUACGAAACCAAACCCAGGACUCACUCGGAUCUGUCUUUCCCAUGGAUCUCCUCAAGGAUCUCUGCUUUGAACACUCUUCACCAAAAGCAGGAGCUCAGAAGAGGUGUCCUCCCUGCUCUGUGUGGAUCUAAAAGUGUUUCUAGCAUCUUGUUUCCUGGGCCGGGGAUGCUGACUAAAUGGAGAAGUGGACAGACACGUUUUUAUUCACCUGACCUUGUAAAGUCAGUGUUAAAACCAACUCUCAAAGCAACUCUGAAAGCAACUCUAAAACCUGCAAUAGUGCCUGGAAGAAAGGCUCCCAAAGGACCAAGAACGAAACAACCAUCUCGAGCCAAUCAGCCUUCCCUGACUGUGGACCAGGAUAUGAUGCAGUGUAUCGCCUACGCCACAGCAGAUCAGUAUCAUUUGCCGACACUCUGCCACGACUUGAUAAACAACGACUUCAAUGAGAUCGAUCUACCCCGAGAUGCCUCAAAUGUGCUGGUGAUAAGUGCGAACAUGGCUGCUAAACCAGCUGAUGAUGCUCUGAUGUUCUUCUUCAGGGAGGGCUCAGUUGUUUUCUGGAAUGUUGAGGAUAAAACGAUGAAAAGGGUGUUGAGAAUAUUGGAGCGGCAUGAAAUCCAGCCUUAUGAAGUAGCGUUGGUUCAUUGGGAAAAUGAGGAGAUCAACUACACAGUUGGGGAGGGCAGUACAAAGCUUGAGGGUGGAAACUUCAUGCUGAGUGACCAGAUAGAUCAGCAUGAAGCUGUUCUAGAUAAAUUUGCAUUUUCGAAUGCUCUGUGUUUGUCAGUGAAGCUGGCGAUAUGGGAGGUAGCACUGGACAAUUUUGUCGAGUCUAUUCAAUCAAUUCCAGAGUUGUUGAAGUCUGGCAAAAGAGUGAAGUUGUCCUCAGCAGAGGUUAUGAAGAAGAUAGGGGAGCUUUUUACAUUAAGACACUGCAUAAACCUGAGGUCCGACCUGCUCCUCACACCUGACUUCUACUGGGACCGAGAAAACCUGGAGAAACUCUACGAUAAGACCUGCCAGUUCCUCAGCAUUAACCGACGGGUCAAUGUUGUGAAUGAGAAGCUGGAACAUUGCACACAGUUAACAGAUCUGAUGAGGAGCCAUCUGAGUGAGAAGCACAGUUUGAGGCUGGAGUGGAUGAUCGUCGUCCUCAUUACCAUUGAGGUUAUGUUCGAACUUGCAAAAAUGAUAUUCUGAACAUCUCCUUCAGCAACGCUCAAAUAUCAAAAGGGCAACUGAAGCUCCAAAGGAAGAAUGCUGCACUAUACAAAGGUACUUUGUCAGUGAUACGUGACUGUUUGUUUUUUUCUGGGAGCAACUGAAAUCUGAAAAGUGGACCUCAAUAGACUUGAAUGUCUUACUGCUCUUGCGUUCGUUAAAACAUUUCAACAACACAAUAAAUCUGUUUAUCCUCAUAUUUUUGGUGUAUUGCUGAAUAUCGCCGCCUCAAUUUUUGCAGAUCUUAACCGAACAUUUGCUGCUUACUGCUGUCUUGUACACAUGUGACAUUAAAAGGGGUUUUUAACUUUGUGAUCAGCUGUCCAAAGAUUCAUGUUUUUGGGUUUUGUUUUCAUAAUUCCUUUUUACAUAAUGUGGGAAUGUUUAUCAAUCUCUUUCAUUGUGAAGUUUUUUAGAGGACUGGGUGAGAGGGCAGAGUCUCAUCCGGACAUGUGAUAUCCUUCAUGUGAAUGAAAUCUAGCAGUAAAAGUCAUAUUUAUUCAAUUUCAUCUGGACGGAAAAUCUCCAGUUGUGAGUGCUGUGUAAAAACAAUGCAAUAAAGUGUUUGUUUUAAAUGUU